Messenger RNA from Pedinophyceae sp. YPF-701, 2784 nucleotides. Lineage: Eukaryota; Viridiplantae; Chlorophyta; Pedinophyceae. The record is from the annotation of a GenBank genome assembly.
AUGAACUGGCAGUUCACGAACCUCCUCGGCGCGCCGUACCGCGGGGGCAACACAGUGAUGCUCGGCCCCCAUCUGUUCAGCCCCAUUGGGAACAGAGUCUCGCAAGUAGACCUCGAACAGGGAACGUCGAGGACGCUGCCGUUCGAGAACCUCAAGACCAUCCGGUGCCUGGACGUCAGCCCGGACGGCCGCAUCCUCAUCUCGAUCGACCAGGACGGGCGCGCCGCUGUCUUCAACGUCCCGAUGCGCGUCCUGCUCCACAGGUUCACGUUCAAGAAGCCCGUCCAGGUCGUGCGCUUCAGCCCGUGCGGCAGGUACAUCGCGGUGGGCAUGGAUCGUCUGGUGCAGGUGUGGCGCGCCCCCGGGGGACAAAAGGAGAUCAUGCCCAUGCACCUGCACCGCACCUACGGACAGAGCAGCGCCGACAUCACCUGCCUCGCCUGGAGCCCGAGCUCGACGUUCCUCGCCGCCGGUUCCAAGGACCUCAUUGUGCGCGUGUUCUCCCUUGAUCCGAUCGAGGGCUACCGCGUGCCGGCGCUGGGGGGUCACCGGGAGAAGCCAGUGGCGGUGUUCUUCACGGACCCGGCGGCGGACACGACGGGGGCGCGGCUGAUCACGGUGGCCAAGGACGGCGCGGUGCAGCGCUGGGCGUACGACGCCGAGGCAGGGGAGGCGGAGCCGGCGGCGAAGCGGCAGAAGACGCUGCCGGGGUGGGGCGGGGGCGAGGAAGAGGGGGGGAGUGAUGAGGGAGCUGAGAAGGAGGAGGAGGAGGAGGAGGGGGAAGGGAGCGAGGACAGUGGGAGCGAGGGUGCGGGCGAGGGGAAGGAGUCAGGGGGGGAGUGGUUCGCUGGGGGACGGUGGAGGCUGGUGGGGAAGCACUUCUUCCACCAGUCCGCCACGAAGACGAAGUGCGCCGCGUUCCACAGCGGGACCGGCCUCCUCUGCGCGGGUUUCUCGACAGGUAUUUUCGGGCUGUACGAGCUCCCAACAGACCCCCUGGGGGAGUUCCGCGAGCUCCACCUGAUGUCGAUCUCCCGCGCGGGCAUCACCACGGCGGCGUUCGGCCCCACGGGCGAGUGGCUCGCGCUCGGCUGCGCGCACCUCGGCCAGCUCAUGGUCUGGGAGUGGCGCAGCGAGUCGUACAUUCUCAAGCAGCAGGGCCACCACUCCGACGCCGCCUGCGUCGCCUACUCCCCAGACGGCACGUACAUCGCCUCCGGGGCGGACGACUGCCGCGUCAAGGUCUGGAACGCCGCAACGGGGUCGAACUUCGUCACGUUCAAGGACCACGCGCAGCCGGUGACGGCGGUCGCGUUCCUGCCGUCGGGGUCGGGGGUCGUGUCGGCGUCGACGGACGGCACCGUGCGCGCGUUCGACCUCGUGCGGUACCGCAACUUCCGAACCAUGGUCGCGGACAAGCCCGUGCAGUUCGUGAGCCUUGCCGUGGACCCCGCUGGCGAGGUGGUGUGCGCGGGCACUCUCGACACGUUCCAGAUCUUCGCGUGGUCGCUCAAGACGGGGAAGCUGCUCGAUGUGCUCGAGGGGCACGAGGGGCCCGCCGCGAGCCUCGCGUUCAACCCCAUGCGGCCAGUUCUCGCAUCAGGCUCCUGGGACAAGACUGUCAAGUACUGGGACAUCUUCGAGUCCAACCGCGGUUCCGUCGAGUCGCUCCAGCACACGCACGACGUCCUCGCCCUCGCGUUCCGCCCCGACGGGAAGCAGAUUGCCUCCUCCACACUGGCGGGCGACAUCUACUUCUGGGACGCGGCGGAGGCCGAGCUGCAGGGCAUCGCCGAGGGCCGCCGCGACGUCGCGGGCGGGCGCUCGGUCGCCGACCGCCGCGCGGCGGGCAACGCCACGUCAGGCCAGUGCUUCACGUCGAUGGUGUACUCCGCAGACGGGACGGUGAUCAUCGCGGGCGGGACGUCGAAGUUCGUCUGCAUGUACGACACGCAGGACCGCGUCAUGCUCGCGCGGUUCCAGCUGACGCUGAACAAGGGGCUCGACGGCGUGCUGGACCAGCUGAACUCGCGGCAUCUGACGGACGCGGGGCCACUAGAGCUGAUCGACGACGGCGGCGACGACAGCGACGACGAGGGCGUCGCGACGCGCGGAGGGGGCGCGGCGCGCGACGCCGCGGCCGCGAUGGCGCUUCCCGGCACGCAGGACGCCAGCCGCGCGCCGUCACGCAUCCGCGCGCGCUGCGUGUCGCUGAGCCCCUCGGGACGGUCGUGGUGCGCGGCGACGACGGAAGGGAUCAUGGUGUACAGCCUGGACACGUUCACGAACUUCGACCCGACCGACCUGGAGGUCGACGUGACGCCCGCGGCCGUCCGGGCGGCGUUGACGCAGGGAGCGUGGGCACGCGCGCUGCUGGUGGCGCUGCGGCUGAACGACCCCGGUUUGGUCGAGCUCGCGCUCGUGAGCACGCCCGCGCGGAACGUCACGGGCGUCGUCGCCGCGAUACCGGUCCAGGCGGCCCUGAAGGUCCUGAGCGCUGCUGCAGAACUUGCGCUGUCGAGUGCGCAUCUUGAGUUUCUGCUGCGAUGGCUGCGGGCGCUGCUGGUGCAGCACGGGCGCGAACUGCAGACGCUGCCGCGCGCGGAGGUGGCGCCGACGCUGCGGGCCGUGCAGCGCGCGGCGGGCAAGUGGGAGGGCCUGUUGACUCCGCUGGUGGAAGGCAACUUGUAUUCUCUCGAGUACCUGUCAACGGCUCCGAUCGAGGCGCCAUUGAAGGAGGGGGAAGAGGCCGCGGUGGAGAACGGGGGCGUGGAGGCCAGCUGA